AUGCCUGGUGACCUUGCGGCGACCACACUCCCCCACCCUUCCCUCCCCAGCAGAGUUAAUCCACCAGGGGUUCACAUUACAAAGCAGGCCGGUCCAGGCCCCACUGGCUCCACCACAGACCCAGACCCACGCCUGCUCUCCCCUGCUUCUCUCCAGGGUCCAGGCCUCUGGACCAGGCCUGUUCCCAUACUCCAGUCCCAGGCCACAGGGCCCCCCCACCACCACUACCUUCCCACUGGUCUGUUGACAACAAACACACCCCUGAAUACCCAAACAGAGGCAACACUGAGCAUGCUUCUGUCUUCACCACCCAGGUACAGAGUGAGGGGAUGCCAACAUGCUGGGGUUUCCACACACUUCAAAACAGGGCCCUACUCUCCAUACCAAGGGGUAUCGCAUCAGCAUAUUCCUCCCUCUCCUCCCUACCUCCUUUUUCUCCCUCCCUCUCUUGCUCUCUACAUCUCUCUCUCUCCCUCCUUUUAUCUCUAUGUUGCCUCUGUUUCUUGCUGUCUCUGUGCUUUAGCUGUUGUUGUCAUUACACUCUUAAACCUACGCUCCCCCUCUUCCAAGAGCAGCACUUUGUUUUGGUUAGAAGUGCCUCUUAUUGGAGGGGAAAACGCAAAGGUUGAACGCUAUUCUUAGACAGGCGUGUUGUUAUAGUUAACUGGGCUCUAAAUUAUUUAAUAACUUCUUUAAGGGGUUUUAAAUCAAAUAUGUUCACAGUAGGGCGUCCCCUGAGAAAACGCCUCUAUUCAGGUUGUCACUACAUUCAGUGGGGGAAUUGACUGUUCUGCCUGUAAAAGUAUUAGUGCUGCUAACAUCAAUAAGGCUGCUAGCUUCACAUCCUCCAGGAUGACAGUGUCUGGAUGGUUGGAGAUCACUUUCCAACCUGAGAACUGACCAUGAUUCUAUUGGCAUUGUAACGGAUUCUCAAUCGCCUAAAAUGUUUUGCUCCUAGAAACAACAUUUCGGAAGUAGCUUUGGACUUUUGGGGCAUGUAUAAUCCUAAAUGUAGUUAGUAUGUUAUUUGACUUCAUUUUUAUACCACAAAAUGAGCUCACUUUACACAAAGUAUAAAUUCAUUUAUUGUUUUAUGUCAAAGUCACGGUAAUGGAAUAUAGUAGUAAAAAAUUGUUAUACUUUUCCAUUCAAACGAGUGCUUGUUUCUAACCCUAUCUCUCUCUCAUCUCAGGGCUUCAAGGCAUGCCAGGGGAGUACGUACCUCAGAGUGGUCCUAUGGGCAUGAGCAUGGCCCCGCAAAGUUACACCCCUCCUCAUCAGAUGACACCCCUCCUCACCCCACCCAGCUUCGACACGGACCCCCCCUCCACCCCUACCUGCCCGGCCCCCACCACCCUCAUCACCCCCACCAUCCCCACCACCCAGUCAUGCUGAUGCACGGAAGACCCUCCUCUCACCCAGGAAUCACCAUGUCUGCACAUAGCCCCCCCCCCCCCCCCCCCCCCCCCCCAUUGAGCCCCAUUGACCCCAGCGCUGGAGGACAAGGCCUGGACAUCCACGCCCAAUCGUAUAAGGGAACUUUACUACCACAACGA
Messenger RNA from Coregonus sp. 'balchen', 1556 nucleotides. Lineage: Eukaryota; Metazoa; Chordata; Actinopteri; Salmoniformes; Salmonidae. The record is from the annotation of a GenBank genome assembly.